Molecule: messenger RNA, 2173 nt
Organism: Pisolithus orientalis
Lineage: Eukaryota; Fungi; Basidiomycota; Agaricomycetes; Boletales; Pisolithaceae
Exons: 9
Coding region: 359-2173 (604 amino acids)
Source: RefSeq, a predicted model, not a curated record
CUCAACUGCACUUGAGUUUGCUCGCAUGUUCUUUCCACAUUUUAACUUUGAGCCACCUUUGAUCCACCCUAAUUAUUGAAACUGCCAGUGUGUCUAUUGUGGGCUCUGUCACUUCCAUGCCACUACACAUGUUGUGGGUCCUGCCUUCACAGCACCAGAGAAGGCUUGUCUAUAAUCUGAAACAGGGACCUGCGUUGGGACCCAUUGUUGUCCUCAUGUGUAGGAUUCCAUUUCUUGGCCAAACAAAUCAAAACCUGACUUGGACUUUGGCAUAUGUAUUAAAGGUCAUUGCCCCCCACUGCUGAACUUGUCCAAAGCAGUCGCUGACCAGGCUCUACACUCUUCUUGCUGAACAAACAUGUAUUUCUUUGGUUUAACUAUGGAGAGAACAGUCAUGCUGCCACCAACAAAGCCCACCACACCUGACACCCUAACUAGGCCAAAACAGACAUCAUUAACAGGUUAUCACUCAGGAGACCUUGCUCUCAGCAGGAUGGCUGUCCUCAAUGACCUAGGUGCAAUCCCUCAAGUAUCAUUGGAUUAUUUCAAGUCUGCUGCCCUGCCACCCCUUCAUGCAGAGAUCAGCAUUGCUGAAAUCAAGACUUCGACUUCGCUGGAGGCCUCUCAGGUUUUGUCCCAAGACUCAGGGUGGACUGCGUUUAAGAAGGAGCCAAAGGUUUCAGGUGUAUCUGAGGAGCAGGUGUUUGGACCCCUUUCAGCAGUUUUUGAGGCAAUUGUCAUGGAGAAGAAGAGUGUUGGCAUGCAAGAGGCCAAGAAGAAUGAAGCCAAAGGCUCUGAUCAUGAUUCAUGGGAUGAUAUUGCUGUUUCAUUUGAGUUCAAAAAGGGUGAUGGGACUGCUGAGUGCAAAGAUGAUGACAAGAAGGUAAUAUGGAGUCUGCACCAUAUUAUGCAUAGCAACCCAUGUUGCCAUGCAACAUUUGGUGUUACCAUUGAGAACACACAAAUGAGGUUUUGGUUCACUUGCUGGGCAGUCAUGCUCAUCAGCAAGUCAUUCAGUUUCCUUACUGAGCCAGAAAACCUCAUCCACUUCUUCUGUGCCCUUGUGUUUGCAAAAGACCAUGAGCUCAGAUGGGAUCCAACAAUCUGGAGAGUGUGUGUCAAGGGUAAAACUCAAUACAUCAUCACUGUGCAUUCAGAAAAUGGGGGAACCAUCAAAUACCAAACCAUGAAUGUCAUUUCCAAUUUCGGCACUGAUGGUGUGAUGGGUCUUGGGUCUUGGGUCUUCGAAGUCUAUCCUAUGCCUCGAGAUGGAAAAUUGAACAUGGAACCUGAUAAAAUCCUUCAAAAAAUAUUUGGUGACUUGUGGGAGCUGAAGGGCAUUGAGGCAGAGAAUGAGGCUAGAAAAUAUUUUCUCACUGUUGUUGAAGCAGGAGAUGUGAUUGUGAAUGGGACAGUUGAUGGCACCACCAGCCUUCUACACACAUCUGAUCUGCCAGCCGACUGUCCUUCAUAUGCACUACCUGUCGAUGGUAAAUGGAAGGCAAAGCCGACCAGGAUCCAUUUUCAUCUGGUGUUCCAGGAAGUUUGCACACCUAUAUACAAACUUCAGCACCUCGAUACCAUGUUUCAAACACUGCAAGAUAUUCAUGAAGCUUUGGAAAUUUUGCACAGUGUAGAUUGGGUGCACCAUGAUGUCAGUGCCACAAACUCUUCACAUGUGGACAUGAGAUCUGCACAAGACAUGUUAAAGGGAACCAUGAAUUUCAUGGCUUGCGAGGUUGAAGGUCAAACAUACCUCUUUAAGCCACCUGGAUUUUUCAAUGAAGUCUACAGUCCCCCAUUCAGGUUCAAUCCCCUGCACAAUAUGGAGUCUUUGUGGUGGAUUCAAAUGUGCAUACUCUAUUACCAUGUUGACCAACCACACGGCCAAUGGUCAUCAAAACAGGAGGAUUACUCAAAGGACCUCUUUCCCAGACAGCUCAAAGUUCAUUUCUAUGAGUUUUCCAACAAUCUGGACCUCCACAUCCUUCCACCCCAUUUUAAGCCUGCAGGUCGACAGGUUGCAAUGAUGCAUGGGGAGCUUAAGCUAGCUUACAUUGAAAGUGAAAAGUGCUUGCCACAGGAGCCACUGGCCUAUGUCGCUCCACUUGAAGGUCUCCACACCAUUUUUAGAGAACACCUUGUGACUGCUGUUGAGGACUUUUUAUCCUGA